AACACCUUGCCAAAAGGUAAAACAACUGUACUUGAAGCUGCACAAAUACCGUACAUACGUAAAUGGGUAUGAUGCAUCUCGAUUCUCGAUUCGACAAAUGAAUUCGUUUUUCAAGACGGUAAAAAUUCGAUUUUUUGAUCACUAUACCAAGACUGCUGUAGGUACUUGGACCUAUACCUGAUAAGAACAAAACAUUUCCGCGACUGUUAAGUCUACGAGUAAUCAUUUUGCACAAUGAAGUCGGUUUUCAAAAUGCACAGAACGAACGUGAUUAUUAUUCUGAGCUUAACUCUGAUUGCUGCAAAGAUCCGCGUUUCAAAUGCGAAGGAUUCCAAAAUUGUAUUCAGUGCAACAGCUACAGAAGAAGAUAUCGAGUUAUUAGAUCCGAUCAAACCAGACGAAGCAUUGCCCAUUAUUCUAUUCGAUUGGGGAGCAGGACAAAUCAUACCCGAAAUGUACGUCGUAGAUUUAGCCGAGGUCGAAAUAAAUAAUGGAAGAAUAUGGUCAUCUCCUGAAACCAUGUUCCUCACGAUACCGCCAAGAAAUCCUAUAUUUUUUUGCCCAAAUCCGGAUGAAAAUAAAAACUGCCUGGUUCCUGAACCUUUCGAGCAACCUCGAGCAUUACAAUGCAAACGUCAACCAACGCCUACCAUGAAGUACUCACCUGUAAUAAAUGACCCAACAGCGAAAAUGAUAUGUGGUUCUGGGAACGAGGGUACUUUAUUACGAUUUGAGUACGAGAUUUGUCCUCCUGAAUUGCCGUACACCUAUGAAAUUAGAGAGAUCAUUACCUAUUCCUUCUGUUACGAUGAUUCGUUAAGUAAAACUUUAUUCGUGCACUAUCGCAUACAUUCGCCAAAACUACUCUCAGAGAAAUUACUCACAAGGGAACAAGAACUAAAAUUCGACCAGCUGAGUAUAGAAACAUAUGACGGAAAAAUUCAUUUGCAUUACAAAAAUUAUAUAGAUGCCCAGGCCAAAUUGAAACCUUCGUAUAAACGUCAAAUGUUUGCAUUACCCGAACACAUGGCCUUUUACACGUGGAAAAAAACUACGAAUCAUUUCAUUAAUGUGGCCUUGCAACAUGAAAAAUUAUUCGACCUUUGGAAUGAAAUUCAAGAUUAUAUAGCUGUCGAUGCCACAGCCAUGUUUGCUUCUAUUCGAAACGUAUUAACCGGAGUAGUUGAAAUUCCCAGCCACGAGCGUCCCACCAAAUUGGAAGAAAGUCAAAUGUACAAUAUGUGGAUCACUAUUGUAGCUGAUCUGAAUUUAAGACCUGUCAAAGCGAUAGCUAUUCUCAUGAAUAAUUUUAUUGACGCGAAAGAAACGGAUGAUUUAAAUCACGAUACUUCGACUGAGAAACAACAAUACAUAGAUAAGCUUUGCCCUAAAGAAGCUGACGUGUGCGUUGAAUCUUUGAAACAAAAGUUUACCCAGGUUGGAGGGCAAGUGCGAUGCUGUCUACCAACUGCGGAAAUCACAUCAUUGUUACAUUCAAAUAAUCCUAUACCAAUUGAUAGGUUAUUGCGAAUUCCAAAUAUAAACUUAUAGUCUAGGAAUAUUUCAGUUUACUAUUAUUUUCAAAAAUCAUUACCUAUUUUUAUUUUUUGCUAAGAGUUGAGUUGAAUAAUAUGAAUAAGAAUAAAACAUUGCGAGCAAAUUUUGUUGUUGUUUUUUAUUUAGUAGCUUUCAAAGAUAAAAUUAACUGAGUUUGAACAACUUGAAAAUUUUCUAAAAUUGCGUUUACAAGGGAAGUAUCUCAACUCGCGCAGCAGAGAUUUUGAAUCCCACAAAGCUAGAUCGAAAGAGCACGCAAAAAUAAAUCACCAGCCAAAAUUUCAGGUGCUAAAGUGCAUUUUUUAAUUUUUGGAAAAUUAAAAAACGAGAAAAAAAAUCAAAAUUUUACCAAAUUGACUAAGAAAGCGGAAAUUCGGGACAUGUCCAGUUUUUGACCCGCCAAAUCGAUUAGGAACAGUUUCAAACCAUUUUGAGCAGUUCCGGAGCCUCCAGUAGAUUUUUGAAACUUGAAAUUUUCAAUAAACUGAAACCAAAAAGUUUUUGGAGG
Planococcus citri (citrus mealybug) is the source of this 2065-nucleotide messenger RNA. RefSeq lists its product as uncharacterized. Lineage: Eukaryota; Metazoa; Arthropoda; Insecta; Hemiptera; Pseudococcidae. The record is from RefSeq and is a predicted model, not a curated record. The transcript is spliced from 7 exons. Bases 235 to 1551 code for a protein of 438 amino acids.